Molecule: messenger RNA, 1162 nt
Organism: Tricharina praecox
Lineage: Eukaryota; Fungi; Ascomycota; Pezizomycetes; Pezizales; Pyronemataceae
Product: meiotic recombination protein-like protein dmc1
Exons: 11
Coding region: 1-966 (321 amino acids)
Biological process (GO): DNA recombinase assembly; DNA strand invasion; mitotic recombination
Cellular component (GO): condensed nuclear chromosome
Molecular function (GO): ATP-dependent DNA damage sensor activity; DNA strand exchange activity; double-stranded DNA binding
Source: RefSeq, a predicted model, not a curated record
AUGGCGCCUCGCGAGACUACCGUUGACGUUGACAUUGACGACGACGAGGACAACAAUGGCAUCGUCGACAUCGACCAGCUCCAGUCGCACGGCAUCGGCGCCAGCGAUAUCAACAAGCUCAAGGCUGCGGGAUACUGGACCAUCGCUUCAGUGUGUGCGGCUACUAGGAGGAACUUGUCCAAGAUCAAGGGCUUCUCCGAGCAGAAGACGGAGAAGGUCAAGGAAGCGGCGGGCAAAUGCGCUCCUGCCUCAUACAACUUCAUAACCGCCGCGGAGCUCGGGCACGUGCGUCGCAAAGUGUGCCGGAUCUCCACUGGCAGCAAGAGUUUCGACACGAUGCUGGGUGGCGGGUUGCAGACGAUGAGCAUCACGGAGGUAUUUGGCGAGUUCCGCACGGGCAAGUCGCAACUGUCGAUGACGGCGUCGGUGAUCUGCCAGCUUCCUAAAUCGCAGGGCGGCGCCGAGGGGAAGGUCGCUUAUAUCGAUACCGAGGGAACGUUCCGGCCAGAGAGGAUCAGGCAGAUCUCAGAGAGGUUCGGCGUCGAUGGUGAUGCCGCCUGUGAGAAUAUCAUCUAUGGACGCGCCCUCAAUAGUGAACAUCAGAUGGAACUGCUGAAUGGCCUGUGUCAGAACUUUGCAACGAAUGAGUAUAGGCUUUUGGUUGUCGACAGCAUCAUGGCCUGCUUCCGCGUGGACUUCUGCGGACGUGGUGAACUUUCCGAGCGCCAACAGAAGCUGGGACAGAUGCUGGCCAAGCUCUCGCACAUGGCCGAGGAGUUCAACGUCGCCGUCCUCUUGCCUGUCGGAGGCCACGUCCUAGCGCACGCCUCCGCCACCAGGAUUCUCCUGCGCAAAGGCCGCGGCGACGAGCGUGUGGCCAAGUUGCAGGACAGCCCUGAUUGUCCCGAGCGCGAGGCUACCUACGUGAUCACUAACGGUGGUAUCAAUGAUCCGGCUGGUGUUUGAGCUUUGAUUGCUACCUACUACCACCUGUGCUACCGCCUAUUUGCAUAGACUUACUGCGUUGAUUUCUCUCUUUUUUCUUCUUUUUUUUUCUAGCAAAACAUGGUGGGAUUUUCGGAGGAAAAAAUGUACUUGGGCUGUUGUUUCUUUUCAUGAGCUUGGGAUUGAGUUGGCGGUUGACUGUCAGUAGCAGGCAGAC